Acaromyces ingoldii is the source of this 6234-nucleotide messenger RNA. RefSeq lists its product as hypothetical. The transcript is spliced from 2 exons. Gene Ontology annotation, cellular component: fatty acid synthase complex. The record is from RefSeq and is a predicted model, not a curated record. Gene Ontology annotation, biological process: long-chain fatty acid biosynthetic process. NCBI's taxonomy places the organism in Eukaryota, Fungi, Basidiomycota, Exobasidiomycetes, Exobasidiales, Cryptobasidiaceae. The coding region runs from base 25 to 6018 and encodes 1997 amino acids. Gene Ontology annotation, molecular function: [acyl-carrier-protein] S-acetyltransferase activity; enoyl-[acyl-carrier-protein] reductase (NADH) activity; [acyl-carrier-protein] S-malonyltransferase activity.
UACCCCCCCCCCCCCACCUACACCAUGUCUCUGACCUCUGCCAAGGGCUCGUCCGACGACAGCUACGUCGACGUUAUCUCGUCGCCCACGGGUGACAGCCCCAAUGGCGCCGACGCGCGGCGUCCGAUUCAGCUCAGCACGGCCUCGACCCAGGUGCGCAUCCCCGUGCCCGUCUCGCCUUACGAGGCCUGGAUUGCCGCUGUGGUGCUGCGCGACGAGUUUCACCGCAGCCUGGCCAGCCUGCAGUCGACAGAGGAGAGGGAUGCGCUCGCCGUCAAGGACGAGGAGGCAACCGAAGAGGCAGACGAAGAGCAAGACGAGACAGAGUCGAGGGCGAAGGAGCAAGCAGCGGCCAAGCGAAAGGAAAAGGCCCAAGAGGCCCGAAUCAUCUUGACGGGCAAGUUUCUUGGCUUCCUCGCCGGCAAGCUCAACGCGUCGUCUUCAACAAGGGGCACAUACGAGGCAAAGGUGCUCCAAUGCACCUGGCUCUACUUUCAGAAGCAGUUCCUCGGCGACACUGUCGACAUCCACAAGCUGGCCGCUACCCUCGACGUCGAUGUUCGCUCUUCGCUUCUCAGAUCCUACUACGAGGCCCUCGUUCUUGUCGAGGCCGACAUCAAGACGCCCAAACUGCUUCGCCUGGCACAAGACGGUGGCGCCGAGAUUUUCGCCCUUUUUGGCGGCCAAGGCACCAACGAGGUCUACUUCAACGAGCUGCAAGCGCUCUACGACACAUAUCGACCCCUGGUCGAGUCGGCACUCGCAGCGGCCACACAGCAGUUGGAGUCGCUGGCCGAGGAGGCAGCGCUACAGGGCUUCAGCAGCUACUAUCUCCAUGGCCUCGAUGUUCUGGGCUGGCUCUCAGGUCGCCAGGCCAGACCCUCGGCGAGCUACCUGGGCAGCAUCCCGCUGAGCCUGCCCCUCAUUGGCCUUACCCAGCUCAUUCAAUAUCUCGUCGCAUGCCGCGUCAGCGGGGUCACACCUGCGCAGUUUCGCGACCGCAUCAAGGGCGCCACUGGUCACAGCCAAGGCAUCAUUUCCGCAGUCGUCUUGGCAACUUCCGACUCUUACGACAGCUUCCAGGCGAAUAUGGUCAAGGCGCUCGCCCUGCUCUUCCACAUCGGCAAGCGUGGCCAGGAGGGCUUCCCAGAGCUGACCAUUGAGCCCGCACUGAUCAAGGACGCCAUCGAGGGGGGCGAGGGUGAGCCGACGCCGAUGCUUUCCGUCACGGGCCUUACCCAACCGGCACUGGAAAAGUUCAUCAAGAGUAACAACGCUCACCUGGCCGAGGGCCACAAGGUCGGAAUUUCGCUCUUCAACGGGCCUCGCAACUUCAUCGUCACCGGUCCGCCCCGUUCCCUCUUUGGUCUGGUGGGCAGCCUCCGCGCAAAGCGUGCCGAGACGGGUGCCGAUCAGACGAGGGUACCCUUCUCCAAGCGCAAGCCCGUGUUCAACAUGCGUUUCCUUCCCGUCGGCGUUCCCUAUCACUCCAGCUACCUCGUUGGCGCAACGGACAAGGUCUGCGACCUCGACUACAAAGGUGCCGAGGUAUGGCAGCCGUCGGAGCUCAAGACGGUGGUGCGAAACACCUUUGACGGCUCGGAUCUCAGCAAAUUCGAUGGCAGCCUCGUGAGGAGCAUCUGUGACCAAAUCUUUGUACAGCCCAUCUACUGGUCGCAGGCGACCGAUGUACCCGCGACGACGACGACGUGCGUCGACUUUGGAACGGGCGGCCUCUCGGGUAUCGGCAGCCUCACAGCCCGUAACCUCGAGGGAAGGGGCGUUCGGACCGUCAUUGUGAGCGGCUUCCACCCCAACAGCGCCGAGCUGUACGACGUCGUCGAUAUUCGGAGGGAAAAGCGCUGGGUCGACAGCUACACGCCCAAGCUCGUCAAGACCAAGUCAGGCGAGAUCCGCAUCGACACGCCCAUGUCGAGGAUGCUGGGCAAACCACCGAUCUGCGUCGCCGGUAUGACUCCGAGCACCGUCCAGGCCGGCAUCAAUGCCGCCGUGGCCAAUGCCGGAUACCACAUUGAGCUGGCGGGUGGCGGUCAGAUUCGUUCCAACAUGCUCCGCAAGCGAGUCGAAGAAAUCCAACGGCUUACCGAGCCAGGCCAGCCCCUGACGCUCAAUUGCCUCUAUAUCAACCAGCGCCAGUGGGCCUGGCAAUACCCGCAGUGGCUCGAGAUGCGCCGCGAGGGCCUGCCCCUCAAUGGUUUCACCGUCGCAGCCGGCGUGCCUUCGACCGAAGCGGCCAAGACGAUGCUCGACGGGCUCAAGCAAGCCGGCAUCGAACACGUUACCUUCAAGCCCGGCAGCGUCGAGGGCAUCCGUCAGGUGUGCAGCAUUGCGGCUGCCAACCCGACGAUGAACAUCCUCUGCCAAGUCACUGGCGGCCGAGCCGGAGGGCACCACAGCGCCGAAGACUUCCACCAGCUCGUCCUCCCGACAUACAGCUUGAUUCGCAAAUACAGCAACCUCGCCCUCGUCGCUGGCUCGGGCUUCGGCUCGGACGAAGACUUCUGGCCUUACUUUACCGGAGACUGGUCGCUCGACUUUGGAGCUCAGCCUAUGCCCUUCGAUGGCGUCCUCUUCGCCAGUAGGGUCAUGACAGCCAAGGAGGCCCACACCAGCGACUCGAUCAAGCAGCUCAUCGUAGAUGCGCCCGGUGUCGACGACAAGGACUGGGAAGGCACAUACGAAAAGGAGACGGGUGGCAUCAUCACUGUCACUUCGGAGCUGGGAGAGCCCAUCCACAAAAUUGCCACGCGCGGCAUCAAGCUCUGGAAAGAGCUUGACCGGGACCUGUUCUCUCUCGACAAGAAGAAGCGGGAGGCAUACAUGGCUGAAAAGAAGAGCUACCUCAUCGACCGUCUCAACAAGGAUUUCCAGAAGCCGUGGUUCCCCCAGCGGAACGAUGGCUCUGCGGCCCAAGAUGUAGCCGAAAUGACAUACGAGGAAGUCUCAAGGCGACUGCUUCGCCUGCUCUUUGUCGCUCACCAGACAAGAUGGAUCGACGUGUCGCUGCGCAACCUCGUCGGAGACUGGCUGCGACGCUGCGAAGAGCGCUUCGCCGGCAUCGAGACCAACGGCGACAAGGUCUCGCUGCUCCAGAACUACUCUGUCCUCGACAAGGAGCCGGUCGCGUUCCUGGACAAAUUCUUUGAAGAGUACAAGGAUGCAAAGACGCUCUGGCUCGCCGCCGAGGACGUCAGCUACUUCAUUACUCUGUGCGCCCGGCCUGGUCAGAAGCCUGUUCCCUUUAUUCCAGUUCUGGACGAAAAUUUCCCAACGUACUUCAAGAAAGACUCGCUCUGGUUCUCCGAGGACAUCGACGCCGUCUUUGACCAGGACCCGCAGCGAGUGUGCAUCCUGCAGGGACCCAUGGCUGCACGCCACUCAAAAAUUGUCAACGAGCCGGUCAAGGACAUUCUCGGCAACACCGAGCAGGGCCUCAUCAGGCGUCUCCUCGAUCGGUACUACGGCGGCGACUCCUCCAAGGUGCCCACAGUCGAAUACCUCAGCAAGGCCGCUCCUGCCCUUGAUUCUGCCUCUGUCCUCGCUCAUCACGGCAUUGGCGCCUCAAGUACGCCGAAUGGUUCGCGCAUUCUAAGAAUUGCCAAGAAUGUGCCCGCAACGGAGGAAUGGCUCGAGGUCGUUGCUGGUCCGAGGCCAAGCUGGCUUCGUGCUCUCUUGCGCUCCGUUUCCAUUGUCCAAGGCAGCUCGUACGCGGACAAUCCGAUUUCGCGCAUGCUCGCUCCAAGGCGCGACCAGUCGAUCGAGAUCUCGUACGCGGCCAAUGGUGAGCCGACCGGCCUCAUUGUCCGAGGUGCAGCGCGCUCGUUUGGACAUCACGAUGCCCAAUUCAGGGCCAUUGAGAUCCUCAAGCGCCAAGACUCGAACCUCAUCGACGUCAUCAUGAACGAAGAGCGACUCGGGGAAGCGGUCCCCCUGCACCUCCAGUUCCGCUACCGGCCCGACCAGCCCUUUGCGCUCAUUCACGAAGUCAUGGAAGGCAGGAACGACCGUAUCAAGUCCUUUUACUGGCGCCUUUGGUUCCACGCCGAUAUGCCGUCGAAGAAAGAGCUUUCGAUGCGCCGCGAGCACGUCAGCCCAGUGGCUAAGCUCGACUCGGACGCCAUCAUCCGCUUCUGCCAAAUUGUCGAGAACCGUAGCGAAGCGUUCCACUUGGGUGGACAAGCGCCGAUGGAUUUUGCCAUCGUCGCUGGCUGGCAGGGGAUCAUGCAGGCUCUCAUUGGGAGCACCGAUGCAGACCUGCUGAGUCUUGUGCAUCUUAGCAACAGCUUCAAACUCGUCGACGGAGCCAGGCCACUGCGCGCUGGUGAUGUCUGCAGCGCCAAGGCCAGUGUGCAGAGCAUCAAGAUCACCGACACGGGCAAAUCGGUCGCCGUACGCGGGACAGUACUACGGGAGGAAGAGGGCGAGAUGAAGCCAGUCAUCGAUGUCGUCUCGAGCUUUUUCUUCCGUGGCCGCUUCAACGAUUUCGAGGGUUGCUUUGAGCGUGUCUCGAACGAAUACCAAGUCCUGAUUAAAUCGGCACCCGAUGUCGCUGUCCUCCUGGCCAAGGACUGGUUCACCUGGACCGGCAGCGAGCCCCUUUCGCCCAACACGACCCUCGAAUUCCACGUCAAGAGCGAUGUCCGCUUCAAAGACAGCAGCACCUUUUCGAGUGUCGACGUCGAGGGGAACGCCUAUACGCGCGACUUCAAGGACGAUUUGAUCCCAGUCGGGCUCGUCGAGUACAGCGCUGACUCCGUCUCGCACGGCAAUCCCGUCAUCGAGUACAUCAAGCGCAUUGGUGGCUCGUCGACUGCGCCUGUCCCGCUCGAGAAUGGCUAUUCGCUGGUCAAGUCGGCCAAGUUCAAGGCACCUGCUACCAAUGAGCCCUACUCCAAGGUCUCUGGUGACUAUAACCCAAUUCACGUCAACCCGUACUUCUCGCAAUUUGCCUCGUUGCCCAGCACAAUCACCCACGGUCUCUUUUCGUCGGCCGCCACGAGGCGCUUCGUCGAGGACAUUGCCGCAGAGGGUCAUCCGGAGCGAUGCCUGUCGUUUGAGGCGAACUUUACCGGCAUGGUCAAUCCCGGGGACGAACUCGAGGUGCGCCUGCGUCACAUUGCCAUGAGCAACGGCAAGAAAGUCGUCAAGGUUGAGACAUUCAACCAGCUUGGUGAGAAGGUCCUCGAUGGAUCGGCCGAGGUUGCCCAGCCCCCGACGGUGUACGUCUUCACCGGUCAGGGAAGUCAGACGCAGGGUAUGGGCAUGGACCUGUACCAGACAAGCGAGACUGCCCGCGCGCUGUGGGACGAGGCCGAUGCGCACAUGCGCGAGACGAUGGGUUUCAGCAUCCUCGAGAUCGUUCAAAAGAAUCCGACGGCCAAGACGGUGCAUUUCGGCGGUGUGCGAGGUCUGGCGAUUCGAGACCGGUACAUGGCGAUGACGUACGAAUCCACCGAUCCAACUACGGGCAAGACAACAACGAUGCCACUUUUCCCCGAGAUCACGUCGGCAAGCCAGUCGUACACUUUCAGCCAUCCUCAAGGCUUGCUCAACGCCACGCACUUCACACAACCCGCCCUGGUUUUGACAGAAUUGUCGGCAUUUAGGGACAUGCAGCGCCGCGGCCUCAUCGUCGACGGCGCACCCUUCUGCGGUCACUCUCUGGGCGAAUACAGCAGUAUUGCAGGAGCUGGCGCAGCAUUGGACAUCAAGGACCUGUGUGAUAUCGUAUUCCUGCGAGGUCUCACGAUGCAGCGUGCCGUUCAACGCGACGAACAAGGUCGGUCCGACUACGGAAUGGUCGCGUGCAACGCUGCGCGUGUUGGCCUCUCCGACCAGGCACUGACCGAAGUGAUUCUCGAGAUUGCCAAGAGGCCAAAUUGCUUCCUCGAGCCGAUCAACUUCAACGUCGCCAUGGUUCAGACUGUCGUGGCCGGCAACUUGCUUGCGCUCAGGACGCUGCAACUUACCCUUGACAAGAUUGCAGAGUUCGCAUAAAGAGCUUUUUUUUCUUCGUUUUCCUUUUCGCUCUCUUCCCUCCUACCUUGUAGAUAGCUUGUGACAUUCCUCUGUUCGUACCCCAGUCAUUGUUGUUCUUUUCCGUUCCUCUCCGCUUAUAGACACUAGAGCUCGAAUUGGGAGCGUCAUUCUCAUUCCUUUGGAAGUACAAGUACAGUACUCCAACGAAUCAAUCAGCUCCUUAGAAAAUUGUUC